ACCGGAACAUAUGGUUAAAUGGGUAGGAAUCGCGACACGUGGCUAGGUGUCUUAAAUCGACAGCAACAAAAGGUACAAGGGAGGCGAGUACGUCGGCGGUUCGGCGGUGUUACUGUCACCGGAGAGGGAAUUUCUUUUUUUGGUGCUACCCGGCCCCGUCACAGCCACUUAAUAAAAUAGUUGUGAGGUGAGAGAAGCAUUGAAAGCUGCGGAGAUGGCGGCGGCUGUGUCGGCCUAUACAGUGGCGGCGCCGGCGCCGGCGAGGAAGAAUGUAACCGCAGCAAGCAGAGGAGGCGGCGGGAUCGGAGGCUGGGGCGUGGAACUAGGAGGUGGCGGAGCUGUGGUAGUGGUAAAGAGGGGAAAUCGGAAGACAAAGCCUCUAACUAGUCUGCCGGUGUUCUCUCUGGCCUCAGCUUCUUCGAAGCCGCCGGCUCCAGCUGCUACAUUGUCCUCCCAAUCCACUGAACCGGCAGCUGCUCCUCCGGCCACUCUCUCAAUGGUUAAGCGCCGCACAAUUUCAGUAUUUGUUGGGGAUGAAAGUGGGAUAAUAAAUAGAAUUGCAGGGGUUUUUGCCAGAAGGGGUUACAACAUUGAGUCUCUUGCUGUUGGUUUGAACAAAGACAAGGCACUCUUUACUAUGGUUGUGUCUGGAACUGAAAAGGUUUUGCAACAAGUCGUAGAACAGCUCAACAAGCUUGUCAAUGUCUUGAAGGUUGAAGACCUUUCAAUAGAACCACUAGUAGAGCGUGAGCUACUGCUCAUAAAGGUCAACGCUGAUCCAAGAACAAAAGCAGAGAUCAUGUGGUUAGUCGACAUUUUUAGAGGAAAAGUUGUGGAUAGUUCAGAGCAUUCAUUGACUGUUGAGGUGACGGGGGACCCCGGGAAGAUGGCUGCUGUUCUGAAAAAUCUAAGAAAGUUUGGAAUUAAGGAACUUGCAAGGACUGGAAAGAUUGCUUUGAAGCGCGAAAAAAUGGGAGAGACUGCUCCUUUUUGGAGGUUUUCUGCCACUUCUUAUCCAGAUCUUAAAGAGACAAUUCCUUCUGAUGCUCUUUUAGGAAAUCUUACCAGGCCUCUUAAUGGCAACUGCAGUACUUCCUCUAGUUCAAGUGGCCUUCAGUCACACACUUUAUCCAUGCUUAUCAAUAAUUCUCCUGGAGUUCUCAACAUGAUUACUGGGGUUAUAUCUCGGAGAGGUUAUAACAUUCAGAGCUUAGCUGUAGGUCCUGCUGAAGAGGAGGGGCUUUCACGUAUUAUGACUGUUGUCCCUGGAACAGAUGAAUCUAUUUCAAAGUUGGUCCAGCAGUUUUACAAAUUAGUGGAUGUUCAUGAGGUUCGGGAUAUCACCCACUUGCCAUUUGCAGAGCGUGAGUUGGUGUUAAUUAAGGUUGCUGCAAAUGCUGCUGCUAGGAGGGAUGUUCUUGAUAUUGCCAGUAUUUUCAGGGGAAAAGCUGUUGAUGUGUCUGACCAUACAAUAACUUUAGAGCUCACAGGGGAUUUCAACAAGGUGCUUGCUUUGCAGAAAUUAUUGGAGCCCUAUGGCAUUUGUGAGGUGGCAAGAACUGGUAGAGUUGCACUGGUGCGAGAGUCUGGUGUAGAUUCUACAUACCUCAGGGGAUUCUCUCUUCCUUUAUAAUUGUUGCCUAGAAACUUGAAGGAAAUGUUCCCUUGGAUUAAUGUGCUAUCUUUAGCAUCAUGUGGCCGGACGUCUUCAUUUUCUCUUUGAUCUUCAGAUGAGUUUAGUUAGUGCUUGAUCAAAGGCAAGCCGGACUCUAUUCCGCAGGAAGCCGCUAAAAUUAUUUACUCGUUAUGUAGACAAGUUACCCAUACAAUCAGUUAGUUUACUUUUGUUUCUUUUCAGUUUUGUUUUUUAUUUUAUUUUUAUUCUUCUCUCUUUCUCCUUUCUACUGCCAAUAAGAGUUGGCUUAGGUCGAAUUUGGUUC
Diospyros lotus (date-plum) is the source of this 1940-nucleotide messenger RNA. Its product is annotated as acetolactate synthase small subunit 1, chloroplastic-like. The transcript is spliced from 12 exons. Gene Ontology annotation, biological process: L-valine biosynthetic process. The record is from RefSeq and is a predicted model, not a curated record. NCBI's taxonomy places the organism in Eukaryota, Viridiplantae, Streptophyta, Magnoliopsida, Ericales, Ebenaceae. Gene Ontology annotation, cellular component: cytosol. Gene Ontology annotation, molecular function: acetolactate synthase activity; acetolactate synthase regulator activity. Bases 215 to 1633 code for a protein of 472 amino acids.